Molecule: messenger RNA, 1635 nt
Organism: Arctia plantaginis
Lineage: Eukaryota; Metazoa; Arthropoda; Insecta; Lepidoptera; Erebidae
Source: the annotation of a GenBank genome assembly
AUGAUCGCCCUCAUCAUCAUCGCCUGUAUCACCACAGCCUCCGCUACAAACCUUACCAAAGACACCACUACAGAAUCACCGAACAAUGCCACCAAAGAGAUUCUUAAAGCCAGCGAAACUGCUGACCCGAAAAAAGUUGAAAUAGUUAAACAAAUUAGACGGCUGAAUGAAGACGGAUCAUACACAAUAGGGUAUGAAGCUGAUGAUGGAACGUUCAAGAUUGAAAAUAGAGACGCCCUCGGCCAUGUCAAGGGCACUUUCGGGUACAUUGACCAGGAUGGUGAAGUGAAACGAGUGACGUAUUCCUCUUCGAGUGAUAGCACACCAGUUCCAGUGAAAACUAGCACUACGACAAGUCCUGCAACCAUGAUUGUUAGAGUGAAUAAAACAGUGUCUUCAACUACCAGACGACCGUCACCUACAGUCGUGUACCCAACUCGAGGUUCGUAUACAACAAGAGGAACAGUCAUUCAAGCAAUACCAAGAAGAAGAGUUCACUCCAGUUCGAGAGCGCCGCAUCUGGAAUCUACUACUGUAACCCAAAAACCUGAAGAAACGACAAGUAAUAUUUUGAAUUUAUAUAAAACCAAAGUGGAUGAUGUUAAAACGCGUACUCAAAUGUUAAAACCGAUCUCGGCUAUGGUCAAAGACGAUUUGAUUGCUAGACAAACCACGACCAAAAUACCUGUGACAGUGAAACCAGUCUACGAACACGUCUCUGAGAAUGAUCAAGAUAGUGAUGCGAAUAGAGCCAACACAAUACGUCGAGAGCUACCUGGUACCAGUCCUAACCCUCGCAUGGUUAGUCUACAGCAAUCAGCGGGCGAUGAUUCCACGGACGUUUAUGGAAGCCAUCUAUCUAUGGGAACUGUUCGCCCCUUAUUUACUACGACAACACCUCGACCAAGAUUAGUGCCCAUUCAUUCUUUAGUGGCAGCCAGGCAAAAAAUCCAGCAACAAUAUCAGGAUGUGCCUUUCCAAGAGCAGGAAACUACUAUCGAAGCUAGUACUGGUCGUGUGUUCGACCAAGACAGCGUGGUGACUACUAACCCAGUGCCAAUUGUUCACAUCCAGCCACAGAGGGAGCCUGAUGAGCGGGUUUAUCAGCAGCCCAUAUACAGGAGGCCACCAGCAGCAAUUCACUUCAGGACUCAUGAAUACUUAAAGGAUAAUCCUGGUGCUGCCGUUCCUAUAGGAAACCAACGGCCCUACCAUCAAUAUGACUAUCAAAACAAGGUGUUGGAGCCGCAAUAUGUAAAGGAACCAUUGCAGCAAAUACCCAAAGCUGCAGAAGCAAAUAAUGAACCGUAUGAAGUAAGACCAGUUUCAAGGGUCAUACCAAUACCUGUAGAUGAAAGAGGAAUCCCUCUCCAAGGAUACCAGGGAAGAUUCGUGAACCCGUACAGACCACAACCUCAGGCUCCGUUGUUCCAUCCAAGGUACAACAAUCCAGUAGAUGAGAUGUCUUCAAUUGCUGCUCCUAUGCUGAUACUGGCGAUCAGUCCUGACUUCGCUCCCACGACGGCACCGCCCACUGAGUUGACAACCGCUGCUCCUCCGAGGAAGCAGGUGAGGAAUGUCCAGAUCCUUGGCGUAGAGGGCUCACAGCACCCCAUGGAUGAGAAACAUCAUUGA